This is a messenger RNA of Xyrichtys novacula (pearly razorfish), 6284 nucleotides long. The record is from the annotation of a GenBank genome assembly. NCBI's taxonomy places the organism in Eukaryota, Metazoa, Chordata, Actinopteri, Labriformes, Labridae.
AUGGCGUCAUAUCACCAUAUAUUACAACACACGAAGCCGCAGGUUGAGUCUCCUGCCAAGGUAUUUGCGAAGCUAAAAUCAAGAGUGCAGAGGGAGGAGAUGAAUGCGAAUGAGAAACACGGAGGAGGUUUCAGGUCUCCUCAGAAGAAACCAGAGAGCUCAAGGAUAACCGAGGAACUCAGGGAGAAUCAAAGGUUUGGUCCUUAUCGAAGUGAAGCGCAGGUUUUGACCCUCUCACCAAUCUCGAGCCCUCUGAAAACCUGCACGGACUCCUACUUCGACAUCAGCCGCAAACACGCGGAUGAAGUGUCUCCAUGGGGUGAAUGUUCUUCAAGAAAAGGAGCCUACAUGGAGUCUACGGCUGUUUCCUAUCCCUUUCCUGUGUACAACACAGCAACACCGAUUCACCCAGAACCACCUCAGCCUAGACACUGUGAUGGUUUCAUGGUGACCUCCAACAGGACUCCAGUGAAGAUGCAUUCAGGGGAGGAGGGCUGUAGGAGGAGAGGGUAUGUGGAGGAUGACAAACCUGAGUCUCCAGCUUUGCUUUCUCCAUCGAGGAAAAAGAUACGGGUACGAGAAAGAAAACUGGAGCCACCGGAGCCUAGCAGCAGCAGCAGCACAAACAAAUUCAGAAAUAGUGCUUACAUUCCGGCUCAGGUAAGGCAAGUCUCCAGCGCUCUCAAUGAUCACAACGCCCCCAUGGAGAACUUGGCUGAUGGUGGAGGAUCCCCUGCUGACCCAUCAGGGAUGAACACAUUCGCUCAUGAACCCAUGUUACCACCAAAAUUCCCAUCAACGAAACGUGAGACAUUAUUACCGUUUUUAACAAAAAUAAGUCUUAAAUAUAAAAUAAAAGUCUCAGCUCAACUUGACAUUUUUUUUUACCAAGAUGGCUUCUGAUACUACUUUUCUGUUUUGGUCAGGCUGCCCGAUUGUUCUGGAUAAACCCCCUCUAAUGUCUCCAGCUAAGAUGUUUGCCUACAUGAAGGAGAAAAGUAAAGCAGAGCAGCAGGCUGUUGAGGUCAGCAGUAGCACGAAAGAUCUCCCCGAUGAGUGUGAGUGUUUUACUAAGUUAACAAAGCCAAUUAGAUCAUGAUUGUGUGUUGAACAUUAUGUAUAUAUUUUUGUUUAUGUUAUCACUGAAUUUCUUGUUCACAGGUAUAUCCCAUCAAUCUGACGAAACACUUUCAGCAGCUCUGGAAAUGGACGGGGUCCGGGUCUUCAGAGAUGCUGUUCCUGCUGAUCAGUCCCGGGAGAUGUCAGCUGAAAGCCACUCUGACACAGAUCCCUCAGAGGAUGUCCAGAUCCCUGCUGGGCCAUCACAGCCAAUUUUGCUAGAAGACCCGGUUAUUCUGAAAACACCACGAAUCUCCAUCCCCAAGAAAAAUGCGGCUGUGUUUAAUCGGAACAAAUGGCCAGGAAUGGCACAAUUCCCAAGUGUGAGUGGAAGUUAAUCAUUAAAUAAAUACCUGUUAGUAUUUAUUAAAAGGAAUUUGAUUUAAGUUUUGGGGUUAGGCAGGUUGUCUUUAGUUUGUCUUCUUUUAUGAUCUUUUUAAAGUUUCUUAUUGAGGUUGUGUUUCUCUUGUUUGCAGGAGAGUGUUAUUCAUCUCAAAAAAUGGUUUCUGAGGAAAAAUCACAAAGGCCUGUUCGUUGAUGGAAUUCACCAGUGAGUUUUUUUUUCUUGAAACCUAUUGUUGACCUAAGUUGAGAAGAAGCACACAAGCUUAUCAAGGCUCAUCGUCAGACAGCUGUAUUACCAUUGGAUCCAUCGUGUUUAAGCUUCAGAUUCCAGAUGAAAAGAAUUUGUGAGAUCUCUUGAGAUCUCCUGAAAUCUCUCUUGCUUUUCCAUCCAGUGAUGAAAACAUUCCGUGGAACAGUAACAUCAUCAUUGAUCGGGUUUCUAAUUCUGUGUUGAAGACCGUCUCUGGCAGAGUUUACAUCUUGGUUGGAAAGAUGAACUUGAACAUUGAGUCUGGUAAUAUAUCAUCUAUGAAGCAUAUUUUUCUUAUUGAAAAUUUUUUUUACAAGUGCACUAUUUUCAUGUCUAUCACUUUCUGUCUGCAGAGUUCCCCAACUGGCUUUUGAAGAAGUUUAUUAAUGGGUUUCCUGCAAACUGGAAGGCACUGUAUAAAAAGUUUCUGUCAGAGAGAGAGUAAGAAUAUUUAUUUGACUUUAAAGGCUGUCAGCUAAGGGGAUGGGACUCUUUUUUUAAAUGAUAUUCACAAUUCUUUAAGAUUUACUUUGUUCCAUUUGCUUUAUCCCUGAAACGUGUUUUGUUGCAGCAGAGAGACAACAAGGGACAAGGAGAAGAAAGAAACAAGGUCAAAGAUGCAAUCUGAGGCUUCUUCUGCCGACCUCUCUGUAAAGCAACACAAGCAAAAUCCUUUGAGAACACGUAAGUACAACAGAAACUCUUUAGCCUUGCCUGUAAACGUUUCUCAAUCUUAAGGUAAGCUGAAUCUUCCCAGGUUUUAAAGAGGUCUGGCAUGAUGUCUACAAAGGCAUGAGAUUGUUACAAUGUAAUUUAGCAGAUGCUUUUGUCUAGAGCCCCAUACAUUUGAGAAGAAGUACAAGACAAGCAAGAUCUAGGUAGAACAAGACAACAUGAAUAAGUACCAAAAACUGCCAUAAGGGCAAUAGGGUAUCGAGAUGUCAUGUAGUAUAUAUUUUUGACUUCAUAAUAAUGUGUAGACAUCAUGACUCGAUAGCACCUGUACAAAGACAUUUACAUUUAGGGAUCACUGGAUAGUUAUGCUUUUACACUUCACCAAGUUCACAGUUAACUCAGAAUAAGUCCUCCAAGAAACAACAGAAAUAUCACCUUAUGGAAAAGUCCACGAUUUGACAUCAGGUCUACAUUAGAAGAAGUUUAGAGGUUGGGAUUGAGUCUGCAUUGACCAUCUUAGGCCAGUGUGUUUACAUGGUGAUGUUUGCAUGGUGAUGUUUGCUAAGUAGCAGUGUAAAUGUUGUCUGAAUUACAGCUGAGGUUGCUGAAUCAUGUUUAAGCUUUGCAGAUUAACUAAAUUUUGAACUGAUGAUGGUGUAAGAAACAGUAGAGUGUGAAGGCAAGUGUAUUUAUAUAAAACUGUAAAAAAAAAAUAGCCAAAAUACCGUCUCCUUAUUGCUCUCAGAUAAGGAUCUGUAUUCCUAUUCUGGCACUGAUUAUCUAGCUGUGCUGAAGACCUUUUUUGUUAACUCGAGGAUUGAUUGUCUCCUCUCCAGCUGCCUCCUGUCCUCCUGCCCCCAUCAACUCGCAGCAAGUCUUGAAGUCUCGAAGUGGUCGAACAAUCAGGCCCCCGCUAGAGUACUGGAAAGGAGGGAGAGUCUUUCUGGAUGGGUUCAUGAAUGUUACCAUCCAUGAGUGUUAUGAGACCUCCAUCUGCAACCCUGUGAGUCUAAAGUGUAAAGCAACAGCAAGUGUUUCAAAUUGGGUAAAAGAAAAAAACAAACAAAAAAGAAACAGAUUUCUGAUCAACAUGAUGCUGAUUCUUAUUUUUUUACAGGUGGUCACAACAACAGUGUCUACAAAGGCACCCAAGGAACCUGUCUGUGUGUUCCUGCCAUGUGAUGAAGGUGAUGAAUAUUGGGGAGCUGUUGUUUUUAAUAUAAUUAGAUAAGUUAUGAUUCUUAUGUUGACAGACUGUCCUGUGUGUGUGUGUACAGGACAAUGCGAAACAAGCAGCGACAAAGAAGCACCAGUGAGAAAAGUCAAGGCUCAGCCCCGAAAAUCCCGUAAAGCCAAAGUCUGCCCUAAAGAGACACCGGCUCUUUCACCAGAACCUUCAAGGCAAGUCUCAAGGCACAAGACAGCUGUUUCUUCACCUCCAGAGUUCUCCACUGGUGAUGAUAAAAAUCAGUCACCAGAUGGUGAAGUUCUCCGUGGGAGAACAAAGAGGCAGAAAGUGCACACAAGGAAGGUCCGGCAGGGUGCUGACAAGUCAAAGACAAACCCUGAAGAGACACCAGCUCUUUCACCAGAACCUUCAAGAAAAGUCUCACGGCACAAGACAGCUGUCUCUUCAUCUCCAGAGAUUUCCAUGGGUGAUGAUAAAAGUCUGUCACCAAAUAGUGAAGUUCUCCGUGGGAGAACAAAGAGGCAAAAAGUGGACACAGUAAAGGGCAGGAAGGGUGCUGACAAGUCAAAGACAAACCCUGAAGAGACACCGGCUCUUUCACCAGAACCUUCAAGAAAAGUCUCACGGCGCAAGACAGCUGUCUCUUCAUCUCCAGAGUUUUCCACGGGUGAUGAUAAAAGUCAGUCACCAAAUGGUGAAGUUCUCCGUGGGAGAACAAGGAGGCAGAAAGUACACACAAGGAAGGGCAGGCAGGGUACUGAGAAGUCAAAGACAAACCCUGAAGAGACACCUGCUCUUUCACCAGAACCUUCAAGAAAAGUCUCUCGGCGCAAGACAGCUGUCUCUUCAUCUCCAGAGUUUUCUACUGGUGAUGAUAAAAGUCAGUCACCAAAUGGUGAAGUUCUCCAUGGGAGAACAAGGAGGCAGAAAGUGGCAACAGUAAAGGGCAGGCAGGGUGCUGACAAGUCAAAGACAAACACCAGUGUUCUGGCAAAGUCAUCAUCAGAGUCACCUGAAGACAGCCCAAUGCAAAUUAAGAGGACAACAAAAAUGACCCAAAAAAAAGGUGCUACACAAACGAAACGUAAACAAGGCAAAUCCACCAAGAUUUCACCGCCGGCAAAGCUUUUGACAAAGUCAACACAAUCCAUCGAGAAACAGACAGCGAGGAAAAGCAAUCUGUCAGAUGAAGACAGAGACACAUGGACUGAAGCAGAACUUAUCAGGCUACAAGAGUGAGUUUUUUUUCUCUACUUAAUGACAAAGUAGCACUUUGCAGCGCCAGUGUCAUGUUAGCUUUUGUAUUUUCCAGGGCCGCGUCCCACUUUCCCAAACAUAAGGCCGGGUACUGGGCUAAGGUGGCAAGGAUGGUAGGGACUCGCUCGGCAGAGGAGUGUCACAGCCAGCACACGUCCCAGGGAACCUACCAGUCUCCUUCCAAGAAGCCAACUAAACUUCGAAAGGAGAAAGUGAAGGCACCAAAAGAUCCAGGUGUGAUUGAGAUGCAGUUAGAAUCUUACAUUUAAACCUUUAAUAAGAGUCCUCAAAUGCUUCUGUAGGUUAUUUUCAUCAUGAAUUCAUUCUAUAUUCAGCAACUCAGUAAUAAAUUGUAUUUUUUAAAGGCUGUAGCAGCUGGAACCAUUUUAUUUGACAUGUUUCUAAUGGAUUACAGAUCAACCUGCGAUUUCUUCUCGUGUGGGAACCCUGAGGAGGAAGCAGGAAGUGCGUCAGUUUUUAGAGGCAAUGCCCAAAGAAGACGUUGAUGACGUUUUCACCUCUGCUUACAUGAAAAAUAGGCGGUUUGAGGUGGGUUUCUUUCAGUUUUGUGUAUUUUUUGUAGAGAUUAUGUAUGUCACAGUCUCUUCCUUCAAUGAUUAUUCAAAGGAUUCAAUUCACUAUUUCGCUCCCCUUGUAUCUGUUUUGUUGCACAGAUGCCGUCCCUUUGUUCCAGUGAGGAUCAUGACUUUGCUCUGUCAGACUUGGAGCCCCUGACCCCCAGGUCAACAGCCUUCCCUGAAGUGAUGACUCCACAGUGUCUCCUCAUCACACCUGGCAUGAUGGGCUCUCCUAACAGGUGAGUAAAGUGAACUAUUGAGAUCUUUUUAAAGAGUUAAAUGAAUGACAAUCACUAUCUCGCCUUGUUUCUUGAUUUCUAAGGAGCAAUGAUGAUAAGUAUGUCUACCAACUCCAGAAGAGGAUAAAAAAAAAUCGGUUUAAUGUAUGCUCAAAGUCGCCGUCAUCUAAGGUAAAUAUUAAAAAGAGUUUCUUUGUGAGCUCAAAGAUUUUUGCCAUUAUUGGAACAACAUUUCUCUUCUUUGUUCCUCUCAGAAAUUCACACACACACCAUCUGCCAAACAAACCAUGAAGAGCUGUGGAAACACAGGUAUGGGAAUUCAAUCCAUUCAUACAUGAGCAAGAGGAAACUUUUUAAUAAAACAGUGAUCCUUGAUAGAAAUAUUAUAUUUUACUGACCUGUUUAUUUUGAGGCUGUUGCAGAUUUAACAGAAAGGCUUGAACAUUUUUUUUAGAGCAGUAAUUGGAGGCAAUUAUUUUCACAUUUCUUUGUGUUUUUGCUUGACAGUAUCUUUCUUCUUUUUUCCACCAGAAGGCGACACUUUUGUGGUUUGGAAGAUGUUUCCGGAGAAUGAUGUGGCACAGUCUGACAGCGAAGAGGAGGCAGAUUGUUACUUUUCAGUCAGUGACUGA